AUGAGCUGGAGAGGAAGUUUGCUUUGGGCCUCUUUGAGAAAGAACUCACUCUUACUGUUGCAGACAAAGGAGUCAGCUGCUGCUGCUGCUGCUGCUGCUGCUGCUGCUGCGAUUGCUGCUGCUGAUGGUGCUGCUGCUGCUGCUGAGAUUGUUGCUGCUGAGAUUGCUGCUGCUGAGAUUGCUGCUGCUGUUAUUGCUGCUGCUGAUGGUACUGCUGCUGAUGGGGCUGCUGGGGGUGGUGCUGGUGGUAGUGGUGGUUGCUGGCGUGGUGGUGGUGGUGUUGCUGCUGCUGCUGCUAGUGCUGCUGCUGAUUAUUAUUAUUAUUAUGCUGUUGCUUCUGUUGCUGCUGCUGCUGCAUGUGUAGUUGCUGCUGCUGCUGUUGGUGAGGUUGUUGGUGCGGCUGCUUCUGUUGCUGCUGCUUCCGGUCGUAGUAUUGCUGCUGCUGCUGUUGCUGUUGCUGCUGCUCCUCAUUCCCCUGCCCCUACUGCAGCAGCAGCAGCAGCAGCUGCUGCUGCUGCUGCUGCUAUCUGCAUCAUCCCCAGCCAGCACCUCCAACAGCAACAGCAGCAGCAACAGCAGCAGCAGCAGCAGCAGCAUGGUGGUGGUGGUGGUGAUGCUGCUGCUGCUGCUAGUGCUGCUGCUGAUUAUUAUUAUUAUGCUGCUGCUUCUGUUGCUGCUGCUGCUGCAUGUGUUGUUGCUGCUGCUGCUGUUGGUGCGGUUGUUGCCAGCACCUCCAACAGCAACAGCAGCAGCAACAGCAGCAGCAGCAGCAGCAGCAGCAGCAUUUGUGUUUGUGUGCAGGUGUCAGUGCUUGACGUGCUGCUGCUGGGGGGGGGGCAGCGGGUCGCCUACUCAACAGCAGCAGGAAGAGUGGGGGUUGCAUGCGCAUGCACGGGGCAGCAGCUUGCUGCGCUUGAGCCGCAGCAGCAGCAGCAGCAGCAGCAGCAGCAGCAGCAGAGGCCAGCAGCAGCACUGUCUCUUGCUUAUAUGGGAAAUGAGACGCAGCAGCAACUGCAGCAGCAGCAGCAGCAAGACGAAGCUCUUGCUGUUGGAUAUGGAGACGGCAUGGUGCGGCUCUGGUCGUUGCAGCAGCAGCAGAUCCUCUGCUCGUGCAGCACUGCUUCUGGUGCAGUGCAUGCGCUUUGUUUCAACAGCAGCAGCAGCAGCAGCAGCAGCCAGCAGCAGCAGCAGCAGAGGCCAGCAGCAGCACUGUCUCUUGCUUAUAUGGGAAAUGACACGCAGCAGCAACUGCAGCAGCAGCAGCAGCAAGACGAAGCUCUUGCUGUUGGAUAUGGAGACGGCAUGCUGGCUGCAGCAGCGGGGACCUGCUGCUGCUGUCUGUAG
Messenger RNA from Eimeria mitis, 1344 nucleotides. RefSeq lists its product as uncharacterized. The record is from RefSeq and is a predicted model, not a curated record. Lineage: Eukaryota; Apicomplexa; Conoidasida; Eucoccidiorida; Eimeriidae. The transcript is spliced from 6 exons. Gene Ontology annotation, molecular function: protein binding. Gene Ontology annotation, biological process: regulation of transcription by RNA polymerase II. The coding region runs from base 1 to 1344 and encodes 447 amino acids. Gene Ontology annotation, cellular component: Set3 complex.